Anopheles funestus (African malaria mosquito) is the source of this 1989-nucleotide messenger RNA. Its product is annotated as UNC93-like protein. The record is from RefSeq and is a predicted model, not a curated record. Lineage: Eukaryota; Metazoa; Arthropoda; Insecta; Diptera; Culicidae. The coding region runs from base 434 to 1894 and encodes 486 amino acids. The transcript is spliced from 7 exons. Gene Ontology annotation, biological process: regulation of muscle contraction; regulation of potassium ion transport. Gene Ontology annotation, molecular function: potassium channel regulator activity. Gene Ontology annotation, cellular component: striated muscle dense body; plasma membrane.
GUUUGAGAAUAUAUUUAAAUUCUUCAUCAAUCGAAGUUGAUUCAGUUUCCUUUUUCCCCUCGUCCUCCUAACCGGCUACGAAUAUCGCACGAAUUUGUUUCCACCGGAUUAGUAAAAGUCAAGUUGUACCGGCAUGACCUUGUCUGGUUUACAAACCCCCGAGAGCGCCAGUUGGUUCGGGAGACCCUAAAAACCGGGCCGAGAAGUUUUAGAAACCUGUUUUAAUCAGUUGCAUAACGUAACGUGACGGUCCCCGGGACGAACGACGGAUUGGCUGCGAGCGAAGAACUUAAGUUAGUACGAUCUUAACGCUGCCUCCGGUUGGAUGGUAAUUAAAGUGACUGCUUUGAGUGAAGGCCUGCUUUGAGUGCGCUGAGGCUUAGGCUAGUGGGUGGAAGUGUUUACCUUUUUUUUGGUUUGCUACCAAUCUGCCAUGGAGGAAGGUGUUGCGACGGACAGUGUUGCGCUGGAAGCGAUGGAAAAGUUAGGUCCGCGGGAAAAGUGGCGCAUUAUGAAGAAUAUUGCAGUGCUUGGGAUUGCCUUCAUGAUACACUUUACCGCAUUUCACGGGACAUCAAAUCUUCAGAGCUCGCUGCACAAUGACGGUUCCCUGGGAGCGUACACCUUGGCCUGCAUCUACGGAUCAUUGAUUCUGUCCAACCUGUUCCUGCCUGUGUUGGUGAUAAGGCUUCUGGGAUGCAAGUGGACGAUCGUGGUUUCGUUCGUUGCCUACAUGCCGUACAUUGCGGCACAGUUUUAUCCGAGCUUUGGCACACUCAUACCGAGCGGUUUGGCCGUAGGAUUCGGUGGUGGACCACUGUGGUGUGCCAAGUGUACGUACCUUUCGAUCAUAGCGGAAGCCUUCAGUAUCUCCACCCGGCGGAAGGUUCGCACGGACUAUCUGAUCGUGAAGUUCUUCAGUCUGUUCUUCGUGUUCUACCAGCUGGCACAAGUGCUGGGCAAUCUGAUAUCGUUCACCGUACUUUCCUACGGGGAGGUUGAAUCGGUGGUGAAUGGAACUGUUGACGCGAGCAUUAAUAUAUCGGUUACAUGUGGCGCAAACUAUGCUGCACCAAUUCACCAGCAGGCAAAGAGUGCAAUUGACCUCAAACGACCCGAACCGGAGCAGCUGAACCGAUUGACCGGUAUCUUCCUGGCGUGUAUGGUGGGUGCGUGUGUUUCCGUUGCGUUGGGUGUUGAUUCCCUUAAAAGAUACAAUAUGGCACGCAAAGGGCCCGAGAAUAGAAUAUCCGGUAUGAACACACUCGUGAUUACCUUGCGGCAGCUUAGUCACCGAUAUCAGCUGCUGCUGCUUCCCAUCGUAGCGUUCAUCGGCGUAGCACAAGCCUUCAUAACGGCCGAUUUCACAAAGUCAUUUGUGGCCUGUGGGCUUGGUAUCAGCUACAUUGGUUACGCGAUGAUAAGCUACGGGCUGGCGAAUACGGCUGCAGCCGCUUUAACCCCGUACGUCACGAAACAUUUGGGCCGAAAGUUGCUCAUUCUGCUGACGUUCGUUUUCCACGCGGCUCUGAUCGUUUUCAUGCUGUUCUGGACACCGACGAAUGAAUAUUACAAGUAUUCCAUCAUUGUCGCCUGCUGGGGUUUGGCCGAUGGUGUCUGGUUGAUUCAAAUUAAUUCACUGAGCGGUAUUUUGUUCCCGGGAAAUGAAGAGGCUGCGUUCAGCAACUUUCGACUGUGGGAAGCGUGCGGUUCCGUCGUGAUGUACUCAGCCAGUUCAUUUUUUCCCACCUUCCACAAGCUGCUGUUUGUGCUGGGAAUAAUGACUGUAGGCACAAUAGGAUAUGGAACGAUCGAAUUUAUGGAGUAUCGAGCGAAGCGCAUCGAUCAGGAAAAGCGGUUUGAAGUCGUUAGCCAAGAACCGAACGACAGUUAAAUAAGUGAAUUUAUUUUGUUCCCCCCCCAAAUUGUUCCUCCUUUUCCUGUUUAGGCAAGUGCAGAAAAUAAUAAAGUUAACGAUUUACACGAGAA